Aspergillus sclerotioniger CBS 115572 is the source of this 1021-nucleotide messenger RNA. Its product is annotated as putative NmrA-like family protein. The coding region runs from base 16 to 951 and encodes 311 amino acids. NCBI's taxonomy places the organism in Eukaryota, Fungi, Ascomycota, Eurotiomycetes, Eurotiales, Aspergillaceae. The transcript has 3 exons. The record is from RefSeq and is a predicted model, not a curated record.
AAAAAAAAAAAAACCAUGCCCCUCCAAUACCUCCUAACCGGCAGCACCGGCGGCCUCGGCUCCCAAAUCCUAUCUCACUUCCUGACCCUCCUACCCAAAAACAACUUCGCCGCCUCAUCAUCCAACCCCUCCAACAGCGAAAGGUUCACUUCCCAGGGAAUCCAAUUCCGAACCGUCAAUUACGAUGAUCCAGCUACACUUGAAACGGCUUUCGCAGACGUGGAGAAUCUUCUCUUCGUGAGCACGAAUACUUUUGAUGUGGAGAGGCGGAGGAGGCAGCAUUGGAAUGUGGUUGAUGUUGCGAGGAGGGUGGGUGUUAAACAUAUAUGGUAUACAUCCCUCGCCUUCGGAGGGUUUGAUUCGCAUUCGAAAGCAUCAGUGCAACAGGCGCAUUUGAUGACGGAGGAGAUGUUGAGGGGGUCCGGAGUAACUUACACCUCCAUCCGCGAAGGCGUCUACACUGAUGCCUUUCCCGUCUUCAUGAACUGGUACCCAUCCACUACCACCCUAUACCUCCCCUCUAGCACCAGGGACGGGAAGAUCGCUUUCACGUUACGGUCUGAACUGGCCGAGGCAACCGCCAAGCUUAUGAUUCAGGGGGGUCAUGAGGAUCAGAUUGUGUUGUUGACGGCGAAGGAAACGAUCACGUUUGGUGAGAUUGUGGGGAUUAUUAAUGAGACGACCGGACGGGAGGUGGUGUUGGAGUUUGUGGAUCCGGAGACGUAUGUGCGUGUUUGUGCGGAGACGGAUGAGGGUGGGAAAAAGGAGGGGUUCUUUAGGCAGUUGGUUGGGUGGUAUGAGGGGAUUGGGAAGGGGGAGUUGGAGACGACGGAUGGGUUGAUGGGGAGGGUGUUGGGGAGGGAGCCCGUCGGGGCGAGGAGAGCCGUUAGGGAGUUGUUGGAGGGGGUAAAGGGGGGAGAAUAUGUUUGGCAUCAGAAUUAUGCUAAGUAAUUGAGUAUGAGGGAGAUGUGGGGGGGGAAGACUUUUCUAUCGUACAUGUCUUUGAAUAAUACAUGAAAUC